Molecule: messenger RNA, 1029 nt
Organism: Brassica napus (rape)
Lineage: Eukaryota; Viridiplantae; Streptophyta; Magnoliopsida; Brassicales; Brassicaceae
Exons: 2
Coding region: 1-1029 (342 amino acids)
Molecular function (GO): zinc ion binding
Source: RefSeq, a predicted model, not a curated record
AUGCGAAAAGUUCUUGUUAUUGAUGGGACAUUUUUGAAGAGCAAAUACAAAGGAGUAUUACUUGUUGCGACGACUUUAGAUGGAAACUCCAACUUGUAUCCUAUUGCAUUUGCGGUUGUGGACUCGGAAAAUGAUCGUUCAUGGGAUUGGUUUUUCAGACAACUAAAGGUUGUUGUUCCGGACGAGCGUGCUCUUGCCUUUGUGUCGGACAGAAAUAACUCACUUUCUUCUAAAGCUUAUAGAGUUGUUGAUUUUCAGAAGCGAUUCAAAGCUGUGUGCAAUAUUAGUCCAGCUAUUGGAAAAUAUUUAAGAGAUGCAGAUGUUACAAAGUGGGCUCGCUGUCAGUUUCAAGGAUACAGGUACGACAUCAGGACGACAAACCCGGCUGAGUCAAUAAACUCUGCUUUGCGCUCACCAAGAGAGUAUCCAGUCAUUCCUUUGUUGGAUAGCAUCAAAGAAAUGCUUACCCGUUGGUUCUUCGAACGACGCACACGAAGCAGGAAGCACACAAAACCAUUAACUAUUGCCAUCGAGAAAAAGAUAGAUAGACGGAUUAACAAGGGUAAAAUGUUUCUUGUCCAGCCAGUUAACGUGCAUCAUUUUUUGGUUCGCGGAGAUACAAUCGACUGCCUGGUUGAUUUGGACAGAAGAACAUGCUCUUGUGGGAAAUACGACCUACUGAAAAUCCCAUGUAGACACGCAAUCAAGGCUGGUUUAACAGUUGGCCGAGCCCCAUCCUCACUAACGGAUUUCAUGUUCACGACUUCCAAUUGGAGAACAGCUUAUGAAGAAACUAUCAAUCCAAUAGGUGUUCCUGAGGAUAGUUGGGUCGUUCCAGAUACUGUUCGGAAUGCCAGUGUGCUAGCUCCUGAAUCAAGAAGAGGAGCAGGAAGGAGAAGAAAACGCAUGUAUGAGACUGUUGAAGACAAGCUCCGUUCAUCGCAAGGAGCUCAAGAAAAAAAGAGGCACAGGUGCAGUCGAUGUGGCGAAGAGAAUCAUAACAGGGCUACGUGUGACAGAGCUAUUUAG